Cercospora beticola is the source of this 1491-nucleotide messenger RNA. RefSeq lists its product as uncharacterized. Lineage: Eukaryota; Fungi; Ascomycota; Dothideomycetes; Mycosphaerellales; Mycosphaerellaceae. Gene Ontology annotation, molecular function: copper ion binding; oxidoreductase activity. The record is from RefSeq and is a predicted model, not a curated record.
AUGUGGCAAGAUGGAGUCCCAGGUGUUACGCAAUGGCCUUUGGAACCCCGUAGCGCCUACACGUACGAGAUGAAGGUCACCAACCAGACUGGGAUUUACUGGUACCACGGACAUUUCGGUGCUGUGUUGAUCGAUGGACAACGAGGACCUAUCUGGGUCAAGCCAUCAGCAUCACGACCCAGGCCAUAUUCAAUGAUCUCCUCCAACACCGAGGAAGUCAAGGCUAUGAUGCAAGCCGAGGAUCGUGCCCAUCAUGUCAUGCUCGCUGAUUGGUAUCACGACGAUAUAGAAGUUCAAGCGAUCCAAUAUCGCGAAACUGGCAUUGAGCCAUCUUGCGCAGCGGCAAUCAUAUUCAACGACAAAGGAAGGGUUACAUGCUUGCCUCGCGACGUUCUGGACGAUUACAGCCCGCACUCAAACAGCCAGGGGUGUCUGCCGCCACUCAUCGGCGGAGAUCGCAUUAAUCACCGAGAAUGCGAGCAAACGCAUGCAAACAUGGAGGUCUUCGAAGCCAAAGAUGGUCAGAAGUACAUGCUCAUGAACUUCAUCCAUGGCGGAAGCUACCACAUGCUUCGCAUCUCUGUUGAUGAGCACAAUAUGUACAUUGUGGCGCUUGAUGGUGACUUCGUGCAGCCAGUCAAGGUUCAGGCAGCCACUCUCAACAUGGCCGAGCGGAUCAGUGUAAUGGUGAAACUCGAUCAGAAGCCAGGCACUUAUGCAGUGCGAGCUUCAUCGCUAUCCGAUGAUCAGAUUAUUCAGGGUGUUGGCAUCUUGCGAUACGCAGGAGUUGAAGAAGACAGAGUUGGGGGCGUAAUGACUGUCCCUGACAGCAAGCCUCACAUCGAUUUGCGAGGCAAGAUGCUUCACGAUGGCAAGACUGUGAACGAGAUGCGCGAUCUGGCGCCCUUCCCUCCCAGAUCGCCUCCACAGAAGGCUGACCACACCUUCCGCUUCGCGGUCAAUCAGACUGCCCCGACUUCGUGGGUGAUCGCCAGCGAGCCACAUCAAGGCUUUCGACAGCAGAUGCCUCCCAUUAUGUGGAACAAUGACUCAAUGGGACCGACCUCAUUCAAAGGAAUGAAAAAUGGUUCUGUCGUGGACAUCAUUUUCGAGAACUACGCACACGGCAUGCAUCCAUUCCACAAGCACAACCACAAGGUCUUCGUCAUCGGACAAGGUCAGGGAUUCUUUAAAUGGAUAGAUGUCGACGAAGCUGUCAAAGAAUCUCCCGAAAGCAUCAACUUGGUCAACGCACCUCUUCGAGACGGCUUUAUGCUCGAAAGCGAGCACGGUGCCUGGACGGUUGUGAGAUAUCAGAUCACUUUCCCGGCACUGAGCAUGCUGCAUUGCCACAAGAUUGCACAUUUCAUGGGCGGACAGCAGAUCAUCUUGGCGGAGGGUGUUGAGGCGUUAGAGCCACCUCCAGCUUAUGUCAAGGGUUUGACUCAUGCCUCCUUCAAGCCGCCAUUCAGAUAUGGACCGCUUGAUUAG